CUGGUCCACCCCAAGGGCAUCGUGGAGCGGCUCACCCGCCCGACCUGGGCCUCCGAGGUCAUGAAGCAAUACCCGCGCCACUGCGUGACCCGACCCGACGUUUUCAAGAACCCCUGGAUCGCGGUCCACCCGGACUCCCUCCUCAAGCUCGGCUGCGUCUUCUACGUCGUCCCUUACCUCACCAUCAACCGCUUACUCAAGCAGCACUCGCCAAAUCUCGCGGCGACGGCUGCGACACUCUUCUUCUUUCAUCGACCGGCCGCGGCGAAGGGGAUCUACGGAUUGUUCCACGGAGAUGAUCGGUUUCGAUCGGCUCGUCAAGCACAGAUCUGA
Molecule: messenger RNA, 333 nt
Organism: Linum tenue
Lineage: Eukaryota; Viridiplantae; Streptophyta; Magnoliopsida; Malpighiales; Linaceae
Source: the annotation of a GenBank genome assembly